Molecule: messenger RNA, 1969 nt
Organism: Phragmites australis (common reed)
Lineage: Eukaryota; Viridiplantae; Streptophyta; Magnoliopsida; Poales; Poaceae
Product: UDP-N-acetylglucosamine diphosphorylase 1-like
Exons: 15
Coding region: 186-1667 (493 amino acids)
Biological process (GO): UDP-N-acetylglucosamine biosynthetic process
Molecular function (GO): UDP-N-acetylglucosamine diphosphorylase activity
Source: RefSeq, a predicted model, not a curated record
GUCUAACAGUAGCAGAACACCUCCUCCUGAUCCCACGCUGACAGGAGGCUCUGACGAUCCAAUCACGACGGCCAAUCAGUCAAGCCCAUCCUAAUUAGCCGGCCGCUCGAGAUCGGAUCGUACCCGUCGUAGAUCAUCGCCCACUAACAGAUCUCUCUCUCUCUCUCUCUCUCUCUGCUUCUGAGAUGACGGAGAUGGUGGUGGCGGCGCGGGCGCCGGCUCCGGCGGCGGGGAGGUGGGGUGCGGCGCCGCCGCAGGAGCUGCUGGAGAGGCUCAAGGACUACGGCCAGGAGGGCGCCUUCGCGUUCUGGGACGAGCUCGCGCCCGAGGAGCGCGACCACCUCAUCCGGGACAUCGAGAGCCUAGAUCUUCCUAGGAUCGAUCGGAUCGUUCGGUGCUCGCUCAGGUCACAAGGCGCUCCUGUCCUGGCGGUUGAGCCUGUCCUGGAGUCGAAUGUCUCGACGGUGGACGAAAGAACUCCUGAGGACAAGGAAAGGUGGUGGAGGAGGGGCUUGAGAGCCAUUUCAGAAGGGAAGUUGGCUGUCGUUCUUUUGGCAGGUGGUCAGGGGACUCGGCUUGGCAGUUCUGAUCCUAAGGGAUGUUUCAGUAUCGGGCUUCCAUCUAAAAAGUCAAUUUUCCAACUACAAGCUGAACGGAUUUUGUGUAUUCAGAAGCUGUCUGCUCAAUUCACAGAUGCCCCAGGUUGCACGGUGCAGAUACACUGGUAUAUAAUGACUAGUCCCUUUACCGAUGAAGCCACCCGCAAAUUCUUUGAAAGCCAUAGAUAUUUUGGCUUAGAGCCUAACCAAGUGACCUUUUUCCAGCAGGGUACUCUUCCAUGUGUAUCUCCUGAUGGAAGAUUUAUUAUGGAAACACCAUAUAAGGUUGCGAAGGCUCCUGAUGGCAAUGGCGGAGUAUACGCUGCUCUAAAAUCUAAAAGGUUGCUGGAUGAUAUGGCUGCAAGAGGUGUUAAGUAUGUAGAUUGCUAUGGAGUUGAUAAUGUGUUGGUCCGUGUUGCAGAUCCAACAUUCCUUGGAUACUUCAGUGACAAAGGUGUAUCUGCUGCUGCAAAGGUUGUAAGGAAGGCAUUUCCACAAGAAAAAGUUGGAGUAUUUGUUCAGCGUGGCAGGGGUGGACCUCUCUCUGUGGUUGAGUACAGUGAAAUGGAUGUAGCUAUGGCAACUGAAAUCAAUCAAACAACAGGGCGACUUCGUUAUUGUUGGAGCAAUAUCUGCUUGCAUAUGUUCACUUUGGAUUUUCUGAAUCAAGUAACAAACAGUCUUGAAAAAGAUAGCACUUAUCAUCUAGCGGAGAAGACGAUUCCUUCAGUCCAUGGGUUCACAACUGGCUUAAAGCUUGAACAAUUUAUAUUUGAUGUGUUCAACUAUUCUCCUUCAACGGCUCUUUAUGAGGUUUUGCGCGAGGAGGAAUUUGCACCAGUAAAGAAUGCUAAUGGUGCAGCUUAUGACACUCCUGAUAGCGCCAAAUUAAUGCUGCUUCGACUUCACAGCCGAUGGGUGGUAGCUGCAGGUGGCUUCUUGACUCAUUCGGUGCCCUUGUAUACGACAGGUGUCGAGGUUUCUCCGCUUUGCUCUUAUGCCGGAGAGAACCUAGAAGCCAUAUGUCGAGGAAGGACAUUCCAUGCACCAAGUGAGAUUUCAUUCUAGGCAUAGUGGUUGUCGAAAGCAGCAGUCCCAAUAGAAGAAGAUGAUAUCUGCCCAACUUUGAUUAUGACAUGACAACUCUUGCAAAUAGGAUGUUGAUAUUAGUCAACCAUUGUAUGUUCUGCAUGGAGCAAUUAUUGUAAUGCAACGCUUCGAGUUGCGCCCUUUCUGCCCUAGCAUUAUUAGUGUAUUGCAGUCACAUGUGCUGCUCAAAUGUAGAUUAUUACAUGCUUUUGUGUAAUCUUUGUCAAAAAUAACAUAUCUCUGAAAUACUUAUCUUUGCACAAUAUUUAUUGUUGAUUGUA